This is a messenger RNA of Melanotaenia boesemani (Boeseman's rainbowfish), 3277 nucleotides long. It is a transcript of the gene epb41l3a, whose product is annotated as erythrocyte membrane protein band 4.1-like 3a. Gene Ontology annotation, cellular component: cytoskeleton; plasma membrane. The coding region runs from base 148 to 2385 and encodes 745 amino acids. The record is from RefSeq and is a predicted model, not a curated record. Gene Ontology annotation, biological process: cortical actin cytoskeleton organization. Gene Ontology annotation, molecular function: structural molecule activity; actin binding. The transcript has 25 exons. Lineage: Eukaryota; Metazoa; Chordata; Actinopteri; Atheriniformes; Melanotaeniidae.
UGAUUUGACAGCAGCUUAUCCGCGCCGUGCGUCGUGACGUCACUAACGCUGCCGCACGAUGUGACGUACGAAGAUGACGUAGAGAAGAAAAAAGCUGCUACCGGGAGGAUAAGGGCGAGUGUCCUGCAUGAGGACAGGUGAAUCAACAUGACAACCGAACCAGGUGAAGCCCAGCCCUCAGAGGCAGAGUCUCUACCUGAAGCCGCUGCCCACUCCACACCCAAACAGGGAGGAGAAGGCGGGCUGUCUCACAUCCACGCUCCGGGCUCGCUGAACGAGGACUCGAGCAGUCACCUGUCAUCAAACAGCCGCAUUGCCAGCUCUCCAGCCAGAAUCCCACUGAGCUUUAGGACCAUGCAGACCCGGGUGACCCUGUUGGACGGGUCGCUGUUCACCUGCACCAUCGAGAAACGAGCUCGCGGUCUUCAGCUGCUUGACAAAGUUUGUGAACACAUCAACCUGCUGGAGAGAGACUACUUCGGUCUGUCCUUCAGAGAUGCUGACAACAACAAGAACUGGUUGGAUCCAGCGAAGGAGCUGAAGAAGCAGGUCAGAGGUGUUCCUUGGAACUUCUCUUUUAAUGUAAAGUUUUAUCCACCGGACCCCGCUCAGCUGUCUGAGGACAUCACAAGGUACUUCCUGUGUCUUCAGCUGAGACAAGAUAUUGUUUCCGGCCGUCUUCCUUGUUCGUUUGCAACUCACACAGUCCUCGGCUCAUACACUGUGCAGUCAGAACUUGGAGACUAUGAUCCUGAUGAGUGUAGUCCAGACUACGUUAGUGAACUGUGUUUUGCUCCAAAUCAAACUAAAGAGAUGGAGGAGAAGAUCAUGGACCUUCACAAAACUUACAGAGGAAUGAGUCCUGCUGAAGCUGAGAUGCACUUCCUGGAAAAUGUAAAGAAACUUUCCAUGUACGGAGUGGACCUCCACCAUGCAAAGGACUCUGAAUGUGUGGCCAUCAUGCUGGGGGUGUGCAGUAGUGGUCUCCUGGUCUACAGAGAUAGACUGAGGAUCAACAGGUUCUCAUGGCCAAAGAUCUUGAAGAUUUCAUACAAGAGAAACAACUUCUACAUCAAGAUCCGACCUGGAGAGUUUGAUCAGUUUGAAUCCAUGAUUGGUUUUAAGCUGCUCAACCACAGAGCAGCAAAGAGACUGUGGAAGGUCUGUGUGGAGCAUCACUCCUUCUUUAGAUUGCUGUCUCCAGAGGAACCUCCAAAGAAGUUUCUGUCUCUGGGUUCAAAGUUUCGCUACAGUGGUCGGACCCAGAUUCAGAGUCGCAGAGCCAGUGCUCAAAUCUCAAGACCUGCACCAAAUUUCCCACGAUGCAUCAGCAAACGAAACAUGCUCAGCCGCAGUCUGGAUGGAGACAUGGGCUCUGGGCUGUACGGAGCAUCUAAAGCAAUCGCUGUCAGUGACCUCAUCACCACCAUUACACCCGAGCGAAGGACAGAGGAGAGGAGAGACGACCAAGAUGAGGAGGUGCUGGUGGUGGAGGAGGUGCAGCAGGCAGAAAAAGAUGAGGCAGUGCAACCGCUUGAGGAGGAAGAAGAGGAGAUUCAAGAACCUGAAAUUUCUCAGCAGAGUCCUCCAACUCUUCAGAAACAUGAUACCAAAACGGAGCUGACAGACACAGCUGUGGACGGAGACCUGACAGCCACUGAGUCUGACCAGGACGAAGACCUGAAAACUCAGGAGAUAUUGGAAAGUCCUGAAGAUCUGCAGAAACCCCAGAGCACCAUCAGUGCACUUAGACGCUCCUUUUUAGAAGGAGGAGAAGGAGGAGGAGGAAUGACUGAGUGGGAGAAGCGCCUAGCCUCCUCACCUUUCCGGCGAGUGGAUGACUACCCAAUGAUUGAGCCUCUGGAGCUGGAUGAGCCCAAACCUACGUUUGACCAAAUGUCUCCUGAGCUGACGGCUCUGCUGAAGUCGGCCAGAGAACAAAAAACCUUCAGAGAGCACAACUUGUUGAAGACUUCUGAGAAAGUGGAGACAGUCUUCCUGCCAACAGAGUCAUGUAACCAGGACCAACCAAUUGCAGAACAGUCUCAGGAGGUCCCAGUGAUUAGGAAGACUCUCACGUAUGAAGCCCCAGGGAGUCAAGUGGACUCUGAUCCUCCUGCAGGCCUGCUGCUAAGUUCCCAGACCUUCACUGCAGAGAGCCUCAACACCACCACCACCACCCACAUCACCAAGACCAUGAAAGGAGGGAUUUCAGAAACCAGAGUUGAAAAAAGAAUCGUGAUUUCUGGCGACACAGAACUUGACCACGACCAGGCCUUGGCAGCGGCUCUCAGCGAGGCACGACGGCAGCAUCCUGAGCUGUCCGUCACCCGAGUCGUCAUCCAUAAAGAAACCGAGGUCUCUCCUGAUCAUAUGGUUGAUUAAUGACAUCACAGGAUUCCUGAGGCUUCUGGUGCAUAAUGAAAGACAUACUCCAGAUUGAAGAACCAGUGAAGACAUAGUUUGCAGCAACACCAUGGACACUACGGGAACUGAGGAUUUCCAAACACACACAUAUGCAUGUGCACUUAUACACACACAUCAAAGCAGUACUUUUUCACAAGUUGGAUAGUAUUACAACACAGACAGGUGGGACACAAACAGGUAGAAGACAGGCAAAAGGUGCUGCUGCAACGCCAUCAUAUUCCUUGGACAACAGAUACAGAACAGAGCCAGAGUUAGGUUCUGUUCUGUAUCUAUGGUAACUGGGAGGUGUGGUCCAGACUGUUAGAUGGGCCACAGAUAAACCAACUGCAUCACACAGUUUUGGUAACCUAUGAUUUACUGUUCUCACCUCAUGAACCGUUGUUCUGAAAGUCUGGUGCAAACUACUUCCUGUCUACAUUAACUAGCACAGUAACUUGCUAAAGCUCAGUAUUUACCCAUGAUGCAACAGCAAUGUGCCAUUCUCUAAUGUCAUCAUGAAAAUCCUAAAGAAUGAUUGUACUUAUCUGACCAUGAAUAUAAGAUUUCCUUUGCUAUUUGCUGAUUAAUUUAUUAGUUUGUUUAUUUAUGUUUACUUCUACUCCUGGAAAGACACACUCUGCCCCUGGUGUCAAACUGACCACUCCCCCUUGGGUCAUGUACCACAACCUGACCGCUUCCUCUGGUGUCACAUUCUACAAUCUGACCCCUCCACCUGGUGUCAGACCACAAACUGACCCCUCCACCUGGUGUCACGUUUCAUAAACUGACUGCUCCUCAUGUCAUGUUUUAUUAAUGAUCACUCUGAAUGUAACUUUAUCUCUUCAACUCCAUUAAAAUGAAUAGAUGAGCA